AUUGUAUGCUGCCUUCAUUCAAAUGAAGCGGAGAAGAAAUGUUACAGGAAGCUCCGGUGCUAUGAAGAUUUGACAUUUAUAAACGAAUAACCCAACUCAGUGAAAAUGAGUUCACGUAUCAUCACAGUUUGCCUUCCUAAAAAAAAAAUCGGGAUAUGGAUGAGGUGCAUUCGAACAAACCGGUUCAGUUUGUGCACUGGUACUGGUAAAAAUGGAUUGCUUGAGUGUCGUGAAGAAAUACAUCGGGGUCAUUUAAAGCGAGUCCGAAUUCGAUUGGGAAUCCUUGGAAACACGGUAUGUCCGCUGUCAAUAAGGACAAGUUCACCAUUUGCUUUAUCAAGGUGCUAUGAGAGUAACUCAUUCAGUGUGGCUAACAGACCCUGGAAAAGGUUAGGUCCGACAAAAACUGAGUGUACGUCAUCUGCAGAAAGACAACAAGUAGCAGAUAUAGACAGUGAGGACAAGAAAGGAAAAGAACCAAUCAGGGGAAAUGAGAAGCGACUCAAUCGGCUAUUUUCUGAAGACAGCAGAAAGCUUCUACAACUGGCUCACCCAGAACGGUGGCGACUGGCAGCUGCUGUGGGUUUCCUGGGUGUUUCGAGUAUGGUCACGAUGGCCGCACCUUUCUACUUGGGAAGAGUCAUUGAUGUCAUCUGUGCCAAUCCCGUAGGGGACACAAGCGCCACACUGACCUCCCUGUGUGCAAUGCUGUCCGGAGUGUUCCUCUGUGGUGCUACUGCUAACGCUGCCAGGGUCUACCUCAUGCAAAUCUCAGGACAACAGAUUGUGAGAAAUUUACGAGAAUCCCUUUUUUCCUCAAUUUUGAGGCAGGAGGUGGGAUUCUUUGACAAGACCCGUACUGGAGAGCUCAUUAAUCGCCUGUCCUCAGACACGGCCCUUAUAGGGCGCUCAAUUACCGAGAACCUCUCAGAUGGACUCAGAGCUCUGGCUCAGGCAACAGCCGGGGUUGGCAUGAUGUUUUAUGUUUCACCUGCUCUUGCUACGUUGGUCCUUUGCAUCGUCCCCCCUUUUGCCGUCCUGGCUGUGGUCUAUGGAAGGUACCUGCGGAAAUUGUCCCGAAUGACCCAAGAUUCAUUGGCAGAAGCAACACAGCUGGCUGAGGAACGGAUUGGAAAUAUAAGAACUGUCCGGGCUUUUGGAAAAGAAUUCACUGAAGUGGAGAAAUACAUCAGCAAGAUCAACUAUGUCUUUCAGCUGGCAAAAAAAGAAGCACUUGUCCGGGCAGGCUUCUUUGGAGCCACGGGACUGUGUGGGAACCUGAUUGUGCUCACUGUGCUGUACAAAGGGGGGCUGCUCAUGGGCAGUGACCAAAUGACAGUUGGGGAACUCUCCUCCUUUUUACUUUAUGCCUUCUGGGUGGGAGUGAGCAUUGGAGGUAUGAGCUCUUUUUAUUCAGAGUUAAUGAAAGGCUUUGGAGCAGGGGCACGAUUAUGGGAGCUGUUAGACAGACAACCUGAAUUUCCACUGAAUGAAGGCUUUACUUUGAGGCCAGAUCAACUGAAAGGUGCACUGGAGUUCCAAGAUGUGACUUUCUCUUACCCAACCCGUAAGGAUGCAUCCAUUUUUCAAGGUCUCAGCUUGUCCGUUCCAGCGGGCUCUGUGAUGGCUGUAGUUGGUCCCAGUGGCUCAGGAAAAUCAACACUGGUAUCUUUGCUGUUAAGACUGUAUGAUCCUGACUCUGGUGUUAUUACGAUUGAUGGUCGAGAUGUGCGUGAACUGAACCCAUACUGGCUGCGGAACAACAUUGGGACUGUGAGUCAGGAGCCAGUUCUGUUCUCAUGCUCUAUUGCGGAAAACAUUGCCUACGGAGCACUGGAUCCUUCUCAGGUCACUGCAGAGGAGAUCUACAGGGCAGCUGAGUUUGCCAAUGCCAACACUUUUAUCCAGAACUUUCCAAAGGGAUUUGACACUGUUGUUGGAGAGAAAGGCAUCCUGCUGUCAGGUGGUCAGAAACAGAGGAUUGCAAUUGCCCGGGCUUUACUCAAGAAUCCCAAAAUUCUCUUGCUAGAUGAAGCCACCAGUGCUCUGGAUGCAGAGAACGAGUACGUGGUACAGGACGCCCUGGAUCGGUUAAUGGAUGGACGCACAGUUCUGAUUAUUGCCCACCGCUUCUCCACCAUUCAGAAUGCUGAUGCUGUAGCCGUCUUGGACCAGGGCCGAGUGGUGGAAUGCGGAAAACACAAGCAGUUGUUAGAAAACCCACAAGGUCUGUUCAGAAAGCUCAUGGAAAAGCAAGCUAUUCUACAGAACAGCCAGACACUUGCACAAUGAGUACCAUGCACAGCAAACAUCAUUAAGAACCAGACUAUUAUUUUUUUUUUUCUUCUGGUAAGCAAGGCAAGUCAUUUUAUAUGUGCCUUGUUUAAAAUGUAUAUGAAGAGCAUAUGAAUAGUAUUUGUCUAAAAUAGUAUGUUUUAUUUUAUAAGGCUGGAGUUUAAUCACAGAGGUGUUCUAUUGUUUUUUCUAAAAAAAAAAAAGUGUGUUCUUAAUUUUUAUAUUGAGGGGCAUGUUAUAUAAAAUCUUUCCAGUUGGUACAACAGGCACUGUACAUGUCAUGCUGAUUUGGAAGCGAGACAUGGAUCAUGUUUUUUUUUUGUUUUUUUUUUCACUUAAAUGCCAGUUUAAUAAAUCCUUUCCCUUAUCUGUGAUAGACAGCUGUAUGCCUUGUGUUUAGCCAAAUCCAAUUUAAUUGGAGGGAUUCCUAAAUAGCAGAUAUGAUUCACAAGAUUGAAAGUGCUGCUGAUUUAUUAUUGUAAACCCCAAUACAUAAGUCUAUGUAAUGCACAUAUUGGGGUUGUUAUUCAUAUUUAUCAUUAUUUCAACCCACAACGCUGAAAAAGGUAGUACACUUCUAAUGUUAUAUAUGGGCAAAACUAAGACUGGUUUACCUGUCUCCUGCUUUGAGUGGAGUUAUCUUUCCCCAAGUUUCACAAUUCCCUUAUUGUUUUGCUGUUCUAUAUUUGUUUUCUAGACAAGUUAAUAGGACCUUACCUACACUUGUGUUCUAUGCUGCACAUUGACUAGCAGAGUGUGCUGUACCCUAUUGCAUGUAAUACAGGAAGUGAAUGUGGAUGGUAACCCAGCACUUCAGUCAUACCCAAAACUUAGACCAUUAUCUUUGUCAUAUUUGAGGAUGAUAAAACGAGACCCACUUACUGCUUUAUUUUAGACCUGUUUUUAAACCAGCUCUAUAUGAAGACAAACAUUGCCAUUAGUGUAAAUGUUUUCCUGAAAUGUCAAUACAAUAUGUUUUUCCUUGUGAUGUUUUAUAUUUGAAACUUUCACAUAUUACAUUAGCAAAUAAAAAUAGGCAGUUUAAAAGUGAUUGUCAAACUGCUGUGAAAGAACUGGCUGGUUCAAUGCCAGUUUUACUGAUCGUCAGCCCGUCACAGAACAUUAUUGCAAAUAAAGGAUUGUCUGGAUACUUGUGACCUCCUUAUAAAGAAAUACAAAAAUAAUCUGUGCUGGCCUUUAACAAUAUAUCCAAAUAAACUUUCCUUAAACAGGUUAGUUAUGUUGCACUGCAUUCUAUAUAAAAAAGUACUGUUCAAGAAUGGAAACUUUGCUGUCAUUCCUCUGUGACCCCAAAUGCGUUCAUCAGUAAACUUGCCUGAGACUACUGAAGGAGCAGUAGAUACCAGCAACAAACUGCUACACACCUUGGUAGUUGUGUAGUCUGUCUAGUGUUCCUUCUGUAAGACAUGUACCAUGUAUGUGUCAACAUCCUAUAAUGCAUUGGCGUCUAACUUUACUUUGCUAUUUUUUUUUUUAUUCAAAUCAAUGUAAGUUAAAUAAAAAUUACAAAUAAACAA
Molecule: messenger RNA, 3833 nt
Organism: Polyodon spathula (Mississippi paddlefish)
Lineage: Eukaryota; Metazoa; Chordata; Actinopteri; Acipenseriformes; Polyodontidae
Gene: abcb10
Product: ATP-binding cassette, sub-family B (MDR/TAP), member 10
Exons: 13
Coding region: 106-2292 (728 amino acids)
Biological process (GO): transmembrane transport
Cellular component (GO): membrane
Molecular function (GO): ABC-type oligopeptide transporter activity; ATP binding; ATP hydrolysis activity
Source: RefSeq, a predicted model, not a curated record